Opisthorchis viverrini is the source of this 795-nucleotide messenger RNA. RefSeq lists its product as hypothetical. The transcript has a single exon. NCBI's taxonomy places the organism in Eukaryota, Metazoa, Platyhelminthes, Trematoda, Opisthorchiida, Opisthorchiidae. The coding region runs from base 1 to 795 and encodes 264 amino acids. The record is from RefSeq and is a predicted model, not a curated record.
AUGCCACUCGGAGUGUUUCGGCAGUUAGGCCGCCUGGAAUCUGCAGUACGUUGCUCUAUGCCAAAGGAAGAGCAUGGCGAUGAGCUUCAGGAUCUGAAGCUUGCACCAGUGAAGAAUCUCAGCUGCCCGAACUAUCGUAUCCUACAGUGGGAAAUGCCGGUGUCAUUUGGAGAUAAAAUCAGCCGCCUAAUAGAACAAAAUGACUUACGCCUAAUUGCCUUGAGAUCACGCCAGUGUAUUCCACCCACUCGGGAAGAGGAAUAUUUCCGUUCGUUACAUGCCAUACACUUUUACCAUCGACCCGAAAUACUCUGGGAUUACGACGUCUAUGGUUCAAGACAACGUGAUCGAAAAAGGUGUCGGUUGUUUGGAGGCACAUACUACUGUGUAAAUCAUCCACCUCACUACAAAGAGGUAGCGAAAAAGCUGAAACUGGAAAUGGAGCUUGAAGCCAAGCUUAAAGAACAAAUGAGAGAGUUGCCUGGUUCCCGUUAUACUCGACCCUCGAAACGGCGUAGUUUAGAUCCCGUGUUAGAACUGCCCCCAGCCUCGGUCAUUUUACGGUCCAAACCACCAAAAACCAAUGCAAAACGAUCUAGUCGCUAUGUAAAUUUGAAGAGCACAGAUAUCGAUGUCCUAGAUCUGGUAGAGCAACAAUGGAUGUCCAUCAAGGAUUUGUACAUAGAAGCACGAAAUGUUCUGGAAAAUCUUUUGCCAAAGUACGAAUCGGAAGGGCCGGGAAGUAAAACUUUAAGGAGAGGCUACCAGUCAAAUGGACUUGGUAUCCUGAAAUGA